GCACGGCGAGGUGUUCUGAUUUUGUUUUGAUUUUAUUUUUGACUUUUGAUCGCCUUUUUUCCCCCAGAAUGGAUUAUUUCCCCAUGAUUUUCUCGCUGCUGUUAGCGGCUCUCCAAGGACCUGCAGGAACAGCGGUCCUUGGAGCUGAGCUCAGCACCCCUGCUGAGAGAGGAGGGGAAAGGCCCCCUCCCACUGCGCCCUGGAGGCCCCGCAGGUCCAAGCGCUGUUCCUGCUCGUCCCUGAUGGACAAGGAGUGCGUCUACUUCUGCCACCUGGACAUCAUCUGGGUCAACACUCCCGAGCACAUUGUUCCGUAUGGACUUGGAAGCCCUUCUAGGUCCAAGAGAUCCUUGAAGGAUUUAUUUUCUAUGAAGUCUGCAGACCACAAGACUAGAUGUCAGUGUGCCAGCCAAAAAGACAAGAAGUGCUGGUACUUUUGCCAAACAGGAAGAGAACUCAGGGUCCAAGACACGACCCAGAAAGGCUGGAAUAACAACAAGAAAGGAAAAGACUGUUCCAAGCUGGGAAAGAGGUGUGUCUACCAGCAACUGGUAGAUGGAAGGAAAAGAAGGUUGGAGGCCAUCAGCAACAGCAUCAAGACAUCUUUUCGUGUUGCCAAGUUGAAAGCUGAGCUCUACAGAGAACGUAAAGUGACCCACAACCGAACGCAUUGACUACAGACUGUCUAGAUCCAUCCAAAGCCAUCGCCUCCACAGAGGGAACCUCACAACCCUGCACUACGCACGCUGGCUGGGACCAGAGCAAGGACGACUGUCCCGCUGAAACCACUUCUUGUUCCAGACUGGCAAAGGACCAGCAUCCUCCUUCGAAACAUUCCAAGAAAGGCUAAGCGGGUUCCCGGCUUGCCUUCAUUUGCUUCCACUGGUAGUGAUUGCUUUGCUCCUCUUGCUGUUGGGGACGACCAUGGACCUCUCAGAGCAGAGACACAAUGACAGUCGAAUUAGGGUGGCAUCUUCCAGGGUGAGGAAGGAGAUUCCAUACCAGGGUGGAGCUUCAGAAGAAAUUCCUAAGGGAGUGUUUGUGUCUGACUCAGGCGCCUGGCACAUUUCAGGGAGAAACUCCAAAGUCCAUGCAAAGAUUUUCUAAGGAAUGCACAAAUUGAAAACAUACUCAAAGGACAAACACUUGAGUUAAUUUAAGGAACAAAAAGAGAAUGAAAGAAGAGACUUUUGAGUCACAAAAUACAAAACUCAAAGAAGCUGUUACUACUGUAAGUCAGAGAGAAGGUGUUUCAUGAAUAUGAGUCUACCUCGCCUCCAUUGCACUGUCACACCUGUCCCCCACCUUUAAUUAUUACCCCCAAACUCUUUUCUCCUUCUGGCCUCCUCCCAGCCCUCCAUGCUAAAUCCUAGCUUCCUUGAAGUCUGGUCCAGUGUGUCAGUAGAUAAAACAUUUAAUGCUAGUCUGCUAGCUCUGACCCAUAUGAGGAAAAGGAAAAAAAAGAUCAUGGCGUCACAAGAGUCCGUCCCUUGGCUUCUAGAAACACAAUGGUAAAAGGCUGGUUAUGAAAGACAGUGAAGAGUUGGUUGUGCUUUAAAGCAGUAAAAUUACUUCCCCAUAUGUAACCUGCUAACAGAAAAGGUUAGAUUGAAUUUUGAUGUACUUAUUUUUUUAAUAGAUAUUUAUAUUCAAACAAUUUAUUCCUUAUAUUUACCAUGUUGAAUAUA
Jaculus jaculus (lesser Egyptian jerboa) is the source of this 1688-nucleotide messenger RNA. RefSeq names its product endothelin 1 (gene Edn1). Gene Ontology annotation, biological process: vein smooth muscle contraction; regulation of systemic arterial blood pressure by endothelin; regulation of vasoconstriction. The record is from RefSeq and is a predicted model, not a curated record. The transcript is spliced from 5 exons. The coding region runs from base 69 to 674 and encodes 201 amino acids. Gene Ontology annotation, molecular function: endothelin B receptor binding; endothelin A receptor binding; hormone activity. NCBI's taxonomy places the organism in Eukaryota, Metazoa, Chordata, Mammalia, Rodentia, Dipodidae. Gene Ontology annotation, cellular component: extracellular region.